Messenger RNA from Argentina anserina (silverweed cinquefoil), 1718 nucleotides. Its product is annotated as aspartic proteinase-like. The coding region runs from base 4 to 1551 and encodes 515 amino acids. NCBI's taxonomy places the organism in Eukaryota, Viridiplantae, Streptophyta, Magnoliopsida, Rosales, Rosaceae. Gene Ontology annotation, molecular function: aspartic-type endopeptidase activity. The transcript is spliced from 13 exons. The record is from RefSeq and is a predicted model, not a curated record. Gene Ontology annotation, biological process: proteolysis; lipid metabolic process.
AAUAUGGAAGCUGGUUUGCAAAGGGUCGUGUUGCUGUUAUCUGUAUUGGUUUCGGGGUUGUUGUUGUCUGCGGUGUUGGCUGCACCGAAUGAUGGGUUGGUAAGGAUUGGACUGAAGAAGGUGAAACUGGAUGCGAAUGAGCGGCUGGCUUCAGCGGUGGAGUACAAGAAUGGGGAGGAAUUGAGAGGUUCGAGUAGGAAGUAUGGUUUGGGUGGUGCUGAUGAGGGGGAGGAUAUUGAUAUUGUUAAGUUGAAGAAUUACUUGGAUGCUCAGUACUAUGGGGAGAUUGCUAUUGGGACUCCCCCUCAGCCUUUUACGGUGAUUUUCGACACCGGCAGCUCCAAUAUGUGGGUUCCAUCCAUCAAGUGUUAUUUAUCGGUUGCGUGCUACUUCCAUGCCAAGUACAAAUCGAGCGCGUCGAGUUCCUAUAAGAAGAAUGGAAAAUCUGCUUCCAUCCAGUAUGGUACUGGAUCUAUUUCAGGUUUUUUUAGUAAUGACAAUGUUAAAGUUGGGGACCUCGUAGUGAAGGAUCAGGAAUUUAUUGAAGCGACUAGUGAGCCUGGUCUAACAUUCUUGGCUGCUAAGUUUGAUGGAUUAUUAGGCCUUGGAUUUCAAGAGAUUUCGGUUGGAAAUGCUGUCCCAGUGUGGUACAACAUGAUUAAACAAGGGCUUAUCAAAGAACCUAUGUUUUCUUUCUGGAUGAAUCGAAAUGCUGCAGCACAAGAAGGUGGUGAACUUGUAUUUGGAGGUGUUGAUCCCAAUCACUUUAAAGGAAAGCACACAUAUGUUCCCGUAACGAGGAAGGGUUAUUGGCAGUUCGACAUGGGUGAUGUUCUUAUUGGUGAUAAACCAACAGGAUAUUGUUCUGGUGGCUGUAAUGCAAUUGCAGAUUCCGGAACUUCUCUUUUGGCUGGUCCAACGACGGUGAUUACCAUGAUCAAUAAAGCCAUUGGAGCCAAUGGGAUUGCUAGCCAGGAAUGCAAGGCAGUUGUUCAACAGUAUGGUCAAACCAUAAUGGAAAUGCUAUUGGCCGAGGCUCAACCUAAGAAGAUCUGCUCCCAGAUUGGAGUGUGCACCUUUGAUGGGACUCGUAGUGUUAGUAUGGGAAUUGAGAGUGUAGUGGAUAAGAACCAAGGAAAAUCUUCUGGAAUUUUUCAUGAUGCUUCAUGCUCCGCUUGUGAGAUGGCAGUUGUCUGGAUGCAAAACCAACUUCAACAGAAUCAGACCCAGAAUAAUAUUUUGAACUAUGUGAAUGAGCUUUGUGAUAGAAUGCCAAGUCCAAAUGGACAAUCUGCUGUAGACUGCCAACGUCUAUCUUCCAUGCCUACCAUUUCCUUCACCAUUGGUGGUAAAGUUUUUCCUCUCCGCCCAGAGGAGUAUGUACUCAAAGUGGGGGAGGGUGCUCAAGCUCAGUGCAUAAGUGGUUUCACCGGCAUGGAUAUUCCUCCUCCCAGGGGACCUCUCUGGAUCCUAGGAGACAUCUUCAUGGGCCGCUACCACACUGUCUUUGAUUAUGGCAAAAUGAGAGUUGGAUUUGCAGAAGCUGCAUAAAGAGAUACCUUGGGACCCUUGUAAUAGCUGUGAUGUUUAUGUUCAUGGUUAAUUACUUGCUAUGUCCUUGCAAAUAUACCUGCGUAAUGGAGCAAGUGGUUAAAACUUGGAAGUUGAGGUGGUGUAUGCUGUAAACAAACUGUUGGAAACCUUUUAUCCAAUGUUAU